CGGACUGAAGGAGGCUCUUUCCGCCGCCAUUGCGGAUUUCGGACAGAAGAUCAGCCACUGCUAUCCAUCGAUGCAGGGCAGGAAGCACUCACAGAAGGGGGACAUACUUAACAUUUUUUACCAGUAGCAGAUUUCGGAAACACGAUUACCGACACCGUAUUUUACCUUUUAUCGUGUUUUUUGUUUUCACUGACUGGCUCCGACCUACACAGUGAGGAGGUCGAAGCUAGCGCGGCGAAGAGCUAGCUUUACGGCUAGGAUUUCAGGAGGAGGAGAAGCUAAAAGGAAACCCUCACCAUGGCUCAAAUCCUACCUAUCCGCUUCCAGGAGCACCUGCAGCUCCAGAACCUGGGAAUCAACCCGGCCAACAUCGGAUUCAGCACUCUGACCAUGGAGUCUGAUAAGUUCAUCUGCAUCAGAGAGAUGGGUGAGCAGGCCCAGGUGGUCAUCAUCGACAUGGCCGACCCCAACAACCCCAUCCGCCGGCCCAUCUCCGCAGACAGCGCCAUCAUGAACCCUGCCAGCAAAGUUAUUGCCCUUAAAGCGGCAAAGACCCUGCAGAUCUUCAACAUCGAGAUGAAGAGCAAGAUGAAGGCUCAUACCAUGACAGACGACGUGACCUUCUGGAAGUGGAUCUCCCUGAACACCGUCGCCCUGGUCACAGACAACGCAGUCUACCAUUGGAGCAUGGAGGGCGACUCUCAGCCAAUCAAAGUGUUCGACCGCCACUCCAGCCUGGCGGGCUGCCAGAUCAUCAACUACCGCACCGACGCCAAGCAGAAGUGGCUGCUGCUCAUCGGCAUCUCAGCACAGCAAAACCGUGUGGUCGGAGCCAUGCAGCUGUACUCUGUGGACAGGAAGGUGUCUCAGCCCAUCGAGGGGCAUGCCGCCGGCUUUGCACAGUUCAAAAUGGAGGGCAACACUGAAGAAUCCACCCUGUUCUGUUUUGCCGUGCGAGGACAGGCUGGAGGAAAGCUGCACAUUAUUGAAGUGGGGACUCCGCCCACUGGGAACCAGCCGUUUCCAAAGAAAGCUGUGGAUGUUUUCUUUCCUCCAGAAGCACAGAAUGACUUCCCUGUGGCCAUGCAGAUCAGCUCCAAGCAAGACGUCGUCUUCCUCAUCACCAAAUACGGCUACAUCCACCUGUACGACCUGGAGACUGGAACGUGUAUCUACAUGAACAGGAUCAGCGGGGAGACCAUUUUCGUCACCGCCCCCCACGAGCCCACAGCCGGCAUCAUCGGGGUCAACAGGAAAGGACAGGUGUUGUCUGUGUGCGUGGAGGAGGAAAACAUCAUUCCCUACAUCACCAACGUGCUCCAGAACCCGGACCUGGCUCUGCGCAUGGCCGUCCGCAACAACCUCGCCGGUGCUGAGGAGCUGUUCGCCCGCAAGUUCAACACCCUGUUCGCAGCGGGGAAUUACUCCGAGGCUGCCAAGGUGGCGGCCAAUGCACCCAAGGGUAUCCUGCGGACCCCAGACACUAUCCGUCGUUUCCAGAGUGUUCCCGCCCAGCAAGGCCAGACCUCUCCGCUGCUCCAGUACUUUGGCAUCUUGCUGGACCAAGGCCAACUGAACAAGUUUGAGUCUCUGGAGCUGUGCCGGCCUGUCCUGCAGCAGGGCCGCAAGCAGCUCCUGGAAAAAUGGCUGAAAGAGGACAAGCUGGAAUGCUCUGAGGAGCUCGGAGACUUGGUGAAGUCUGUAGACCCCACUCUGGCCCUCAGCGUCUACCUCAGGGCCAACGUCCCCAACAAGGUCAUCCAGUGCUUUGCGGAGACCGGACAGUUCCAGAAGAUUGUCCUCUACGCCAAGAAGGUGGGCUACACUCCAGACUGGAUCUUCUUGCUGAGGAACGUCAUGCGCAUCAGUCCGGAGCAGGGCCUGCAGUUCUCCCAGAUGCUGGUCCAGGAUGAGGAGCCUCUUGCUGACAUUACACAGAUCGUUGACGUGUUCAUGGAGUACAACCUGAUCCAGCAGUGCACGUCCUUCCUACUUGAUGCCCUGAAGAACAACAGACCCAUGGAGGGACCCCUGCAGACACGCCUGCUGGAAAUGAAUCUUGUGCACGCUCCACAGGUUGCAGACGCCAUCCUGGGCAACCAGAUGUUCACCCACUAUGAUCGUGCUCAUGUGGCUCAGCUGUGUGAGAAGGCUGGUCUCCUGCAGAGGGCGCUGGAGCACUACACUGACCUGUAUGAUAUUAAGCGGGCUGUGGUGCACACACACCUUCUCAACCCAGAGUGGUUGGUGAAUUUCUUUGGCUCCCUGUCAGUGGAGGACUCUCUGGAGUGUUUGAGGGCCAUGCUGUCUGCAAACAUCCGCCAGAACCUGCAGAUCUGUGUCCAGGUCGCCUCCAAGUACCAUGAGCAGCUCACCACUCAGUCUCUCACUGAACUGUUCGAGUCUUUCAAGAGCUUUGAAGGUUUGUUUUACUUCCUGGGGUCCAUUGUGAACUUCAGCCAGGAUCCAGAGGUCCACUUCAAAUACAUCCAGGCCGCCUGCAAGACGGGCCAGAUCAAAGAGGUGGAGAGAAUCUGCCGAGAGAGCAACUGCUACGACCCCGAACGUGUGAAGAACUUCCUCAAGGAAGCCAAGCUGACUGACCAACUGCCUCUGAUCAUCGUGUGCGACCGCUUUGACUUUGUCCACGACCUGGUUCUGUACCUGUAUCGCAACAGCCUGCAGAAAUACAUAGAGAUCUACGUGCAGAAGGUUAACCCAAGCCGCCUGCCAGUAGUCAUCGGAGGUUUGCUGGACGUGGACUGUGCCGAGGAUGUGAUCAAGAACCUGAUCUUGGUGGUCAGAGGGCAGUUCUCCACCGAUGAGCUGGUGGCCGAAGUGGAGAAGAGGAAUCGACUGAAGCUGCUGCUGCCGUGGUUAGAGGCUCGCAUUCAUGAAGGUUGCGAGGAGCCCGCCACCCACAACGCCCUGGCUAAGAUCUACAUCGACAGCAACAACAACCCUGAGCGCUUCCUGAGGGAGAACCCUUUCUACGACAGCCGCGUGGUGGGCAAGUACUGCGAGAAGAGAGACCCCCACCUGGCCUGCGUAGCCUACGAGAGAGGACAGUGUGACCAGGAGCUGAUUCAUGUGUGCAACGAGAACUCGCUGUUCAAGAGUCUGUCCCGCUACCUGGUGCGUCGCAAAGAUGCCGAGCUGUGGGCGAGCGUCCUGCUGGAGACCAACAACUACAGGAGACCGCUCAUCGACCAGGUGGUGCAGACGGCCUUGUCUGAGACCCAGGACCCAGAGGAGGUGUCCGUCACAGUCAAAGCCUUCAUGACCGCUGACCUCCCCAACGAGCUCAUCGAGCUGCUGGAGAAGAUCGUGCUGGAUAACUCUGUCUUCAGUGAGCACAGAAACCUGCAGAACCUGCUCAUCCUGACGGCCAUUAAAGCCGACCGCACUCGUGUGAUGGAGUACAUCAACCGUCUGGACAACUACGACGCCCCGGACAUCGCGAACAUCGCCAUCAGCAACGAGCUGUUUGAGGAGGCCUUCGCUAUUUUCAGAAAGUUUGAUGUCAACACCUCUGCUGUGCAGGUUCUGAUCGAGCACAUCGGUAACCUGGACCGAGCCUACGAGUUUGCUGAGCGAUGCAACGAGCCGCCAGUGUGGAGUCAGCUGGCGAAGGCCCAGCUCCAGAAGGGUCUCGUGAAGGAAGCCAUCGACUCGUACAUCAAGGCUGACGACCCAUCCGCGUACAUGGAGGUGGGACAGGCUGCUGCACAGAGCGGAAACUGGGAGGACCUGGUGAAGUUCCUGCAGAUGGCCCGUAAGAAGGCCCGCGAGUCGUACGUGGAGACGGAGCUGAUCUUCGCUCUGGCCAAGACAAACCGCCUGGCCGAGCUGGAGGAGUUCAUCAACGGACCGAAUAACGCUCACAUUCAGCAAGUGGGCGACCGCUGCUAUGAUGACAAGAUGUAUGACGCGGCCAAAUUGCUCUACAACAACGUCUCUAACUUCGGCCGUCUGGCCUCCACUCUGGUGCACCUGGGGGAGUACCAGGCGGCCGUGGACGGAGCUCGCAAGGCAAACAGCACCCGCACCUGGAAGGAGGUGUGUUUUGCGUGUGUAGAAGGAAAGGAGUUCCGUCUGGCUCAGAUGUGCGGCCUUCAUAUUGUCGUCCACGCCGACGAACUGGAGGAACUCAUCAACUACUACCAGGACCGCGGUUACUUCGAGGAGCUGAUCACCAUGCUGGAGGCCGCCCUGGGGCUGGAGCGCGCUCACAUGGGCAUGUUCACCGAGCUCGCCAUCCUCUACUCCAAGUUCAAACCCCAGAAGAUGAGGGAGCACCUGGAGCUCUUCUGGUCCCGUGUCAACAUCCCAAAGGUCCUCAGGGCGGCAGAGCAGGCCCACCUCUGGGGGGAGCUGGUGUUCCUCUACGACAAGUACGAGGAGUACGACAACGCCAUCAUCACCAUGAUGAACCACCCAGCCGAUGCCUGGAAGGAGGGCCAGUUCAAAGACAUUGUCACCAAGGUGGCCAACGUGGAGCUGUACUACAAGGCCGUGCAGUUUUACCUGGAGUUCAAACCGCUUCUACUGAACGACCUGCUCAUCGUCCUCUCUCCGAGGCUGGACCACUCUCGCGCCGUCAACUUCUUCAGCAAGGUGAAACAGCUGCCUCUGGUUAAACCUUACCUGAGGUCUGUCCAGAACCACAACAACAAGUCAGUCAAUGAGGCGCUCAACAACCUCUUCAUCAUCGAGGAAGACUAUGCGGCCGUGCGUACUUCCAUUGAUGCCUAUGACAACUUCGACAACAUCUCGCUGGCUCAGGGCCUGGAGAAGCAUGAUCUGAUCGAGUUCAGGAGGAUCGCCGCUUACCUGUUCAAGGGCAACAACCGCUGGAAACAGAGCGUCGAGCUGUGCAAGAAGGACAAGCUCUACAAGGAUGCCAUGCAGUACGCGUCGGAGUCCAAAGACAUCGAGCUGGCGGAGGAGCUGCUGGCCUGGUUCCUUAACGAGGACAAGAAGGAGUGUUUCGCCGCCUGCCUGUUCACCUGCUACGACCUGCUGCGGCCCGACGUGGUGCUGGAGACGGCCUGGAGGCACAACAUCAUGGACUUCUCCAUGCCUUACUUCAUCCAGGUCAUGAGGGAGUAUCUCUCUAAGGUCGACAAACUGGAAGCCUCCGAGUCCCUGAGGAAACAGGAGGAGCAGAACACCGAGUCCCAACCCAUCGUUUACGGCACACCGCAGCUCAUGCUCACAGCAGGGCCCCAAGUGGCCGUUCCUCCCCAGCAGCCGUACGGAUACGGCUACCCAGCAGCACCUGGCUACGGCCAGCCGCCACAGCCCGGCUUCGGCUACGGCAUGUGAACACCCAACAACCCCACCACCUCCACCUCCUCCUCCUCCCCCCUCUCCAUCUGUCCUCCUCUCUUUGUGUUCCUCACCAGCUUCCCAUGGUCUUCUACUCACAACAGGGGCCACAGCGAGCAGCCCACUCUGGUUCUGACUCUUUUUUUAUUGUUCUGUCGUCGCGAGAAAACAUUUAACUGAAGGACUUUUAUUUGUAUUGUUUGAAAAGAAAAUUGGACCACAUGUUUGUUAUUUUUCACAUUCCAUAUUUAUGACUACUUAUUUAGAAUACUUUUCUGUGUUUCAUGUUAUUGUCACGUUGUUGUUUUUUUUAUUGUUUUAUGGUUUGUGCAGACGUGGACUUGCUAAAGCUCAGCGACAAACCUUUGAAGUAGGUGGAGGAGCAUUGGAUUUUGCACUCGUGAAGAAAUUAAUGUAGAGAAGCUCUUACUCUGACGUACUGAACAUGUGAACGGCUUCCAUCGUCUCGUCUGUCUGUAUAAUGCAUCAUCAUUGUAUAUUCUGAGGAAAAAAGGUUACAUAUAAUAUUUGAACAUAUAUUGCCGUUUGGUCGGCUAUAGCUAGCAACACUAAGUAAUGAUAGUAUAUUCUGCACAGGCGUGUAGCUUUAUGGAGUUUUAAAUGCAUACGUGUGUGUGUAUGAGUGUGUGUAUGACUGAGUGUGUGUGUGUGUGUGUGUGUGUGUGACAGAGAGAGAGUGUGUGACCUGAUCGGUCUAAAUAAGAAUUUUAACCCCCUCUCAGCCUGUAUGGGUAAUCCCCCUCCUAGAUGUUAGCGCUCCUUCGUUGGCUCCCUGUAUUUAGGUGACCUCUUGUGCCGUGUACAGUGCUUGUGUGAGACUGUAUCUGUGUAUGUGGACGGGACCACGGCGACCGAACCCCCCCAACCGUACCGUGUGUGUGUAUUUACCCGGAGCCUCCUCCUGCUGAGGUCCGCGUACGCCAGGUGUUGUAGUGUUUCCCCCCUUCGGUCACCACUCCCCCUUUUUUCUGCGUGUACAGAUGUGAAAACUUUUAGAUGGACACCCCCCACCCAUCUGUCCUCCACCCACACUCCUGUCCUGCCCUCCUCCUCCGUUAAUGCAAGAACAGGAGGCAGAAGACGACAGUGUGUGCCGCUGACAGCCACAUCCAUGAACACUCCUGUAGGUCGUGUGUUUAGAUGGUUCAGAAGAAGAGAUUAGGUCUCAGUACUUCCUGUUCUCCGUCAGGAAGCGCUGUGAAAUAAGAGCCUGUAUUUACCUUGAUGUACUUUAACUUCCUUACAUGCUUUAAGCUGUGUGUAUGUGUGUGUGUAAAGUGUCAUCCUAACCCUGACAUAAGUUGAAUUCCUUUCUGUUGUCAUGCAUAUUAAUAAUAAAGGGGAUCUGUCAUUGAUAAGUGGAAGAAUAUGACUCAACUGAAAGGGAAAUACUAGCCGAAAUAAAAACUAAAAAUUGUA
Messenger RNA from Eleginops maclovinus (Patagonian blennie), 6771 nucleotides. Its product is annotated as clathrin heavy chain 1-like. NCBI's taxonomy places the organism in Eukaryota, Metazoa, Chordata, Actinopteri, Perciformes, Eleginopidae. Gene Ontology annotation, biological process: mitotic cell cycle; receptor-mediated endocytosis; clathrin coat assembly. Gene Ontology annotation, molecular function: clathrin light chain binding; structural molecule activity. The record is from RefSeq and is a predicted model, not a curated record. Gene Ontology annotation, cellular component: clathrin coat of coated pit; clathrin-coated endocytic vesicle; spindle.